AUGCGCUCCGUCUUCGUACGCAAAGGGACUUGCUCGAGCCUUGCAUCCACCCUAGUAUUAGCACCACGACCUUGGACAACGUCUUGGACCACCGCCACCACCACCACCACCACCACCACCACUACAGCCCUUACCGCCCCCCAGCUCCUUAGACGCCAGCACGACCUCUUCUCGUUCGAACAACGCGGCUGCUCCCGCACUCCUCUGACCGCUCCUCUUAUAGACAUAAUCCAUAAGACCACGCGGCGGUCCGUCUUUGCCCAGACCCGCCGUCUAUUUUCCUCCUCGCCUGUCGCCGCGCUUAACCCACCGCCGACUGCGCAACGAGAACAACCCUCAACACAAGAUACCACGAUCGAGACUGCGAACAUGAACGGCAAUAACACAUCGCCGCGCAUCAAGCGCAAGGCUCCACAAAGCCCCGAGGGCUUGCGACCGCACAAGCAACAUCGCGCCCUGAACGGAAAGCUGUCUGCUGGCGAUAAUACCCCCGAGGUCGAGCUCGAACACAAUGCUCUCGUUGAGGAGGAAGAGUCUGAUUUCGAGGACGCCGCGAGGCUGAACAGCAUGUUUCCCAUCACCCAGGAGCCCGAAGCCUGGCAGAAGACGAUUGAGAACGUCGUCAGCAACGUCGUCUCUAUUCGUUUCUGCCAGACGUGCUCUUUCGACACGGAGGCAGCGUUGACGAGCGAAGCGACUGGCUUCGUGGUGGACGCACAGAAGGGAUACAUCUUGACGAACCGACACGUCGUUGGAUCUGGACCGUUUUGGGGAUACGUCGUUUUCGACAACCACGAAGAGGUCGAUGCUUACCCCGUCUACCGCGACCCUGUUCACGACUUUGGUAUUCUGAGAUUCGACCCGAAGGCCGUCAAGUACAUGAAGUUGAACGCGCUGGUGCUUCGUCCAGACCUCGCGAAGGUGGGUGUCGAGAUCAGAGUCGUUGGUAACGAUGCUGGUGAAAAGCUCAGUAUCUUGUCCGGAUUCAUCAGCCGUCUCGACCGAAAUGCGCCAGAGUACGGAGACGGAUAUAGCGACUUCAACACGUGCUACUACCAGGCCAAUGCUGCCGCAAGUGGCGGUAGUUCUGGCAGUCCGGUCGUGAACAUCGACGGCUUUGCUGUUGCGUUGCAAGCCGGUGGACGAUCCGACGGGGCCUCGACGGACUACUUCCUGCCUCUCGACCGACCACUACGAGCUCUUGAAUGCAUUCGCCAGGGCAAACCCGUUACAAGAGGCGACAUCCAGUGUCAAUUUCUCCUCAAGCCCUUCGACGAGUGCAGACGCCUCGGUCUGACGCCAGAGGAGGAGGCCGCGGCUCGGCAAGCUUUUCCCAAGGACAACAACAUGCUUGUUGCCGAAAUCAUUCUUCCUAAGGGCCAGUCUGACCAAAAGAUCGAGGAGGGUGACAUUCUCAUCAAGGUGAACGGCGAGCGCGUGGGACAGUUCAUCCGUUUGGAUGACUUGCUGGACUCGAACGUCGGCAAGACCAUUCGCCUCCAGCUGCAGAGGGGUGGCGAGGAUAUUGAGGUCGAUGUCGAUGUUGGUGAUCUGCACGAGAUCACUCCUGACCGCUUUGUGUCCGUCGCCGGUGCCAGUUUCCACAGCUUGUCUUACCAGCAGGCCCGUCUGUACGGCGUUGCAUGCCAAGGCGUCUUCGUUUGUGAGGCCACGGGCUCUUUCAGAUUCGACAGCGCGGACAAUGGCUGGUUGAUCCAGACCGUGGACCACAAGAAGACGCCUGAUUUGGAGACCUUCAUCGAGGUGAUGAAGACGAUCCCCGACAAGUCUCGCGUGGUUGUCACUUACAAGCACCUGCGUGACCUGCACACCCUGAACACCACAAUCAUCUACGUCGACCGGCAUUGGUCAGCCAAGAUGAAGAUGGCUGUCAGAAACGACGAGACGGGUUUGUGGGACUUCUCAGACCUUGCUGAUCCCCUCCCCCCUAAGCCGCCUGUGGCCCGCUCUGCUUCUUUCAUCGAGCUCGAGAAUGUGAAGCAUAAGGCUAUUGCCGACCUGGUGCGAAGCUUCGUCCACGUCAACUGCACCAUGCCCGUCAAGCUCGACGGCUUCCCCAAGAACCGGAAGUGGGGCAUGGGCUUGGUCAUUGACGCGGAGAAGGGCCUCGUUGUCAUCUCAAGAGCCAUUGUGCCCUAUGAUCUGUGCGACGUGACCAUCACAAUUGCGGACUCGAUCAUUGUUGAGGGCAAGGUCGUGUUCCUCCACCCACUUCAAAACUACGCCAUUGUGCAGUACGACCCCGCGUUGGUCAAUGCUCCCGUUCAAAGUGCGAGACUGAGCACGGUCAACAUCACUCAGGGAGCCUCCACCAACUUCAUGGGAUACAACAGAAUUGGCAAGAUUGUCCAUGCCACGACCACGGUCACCGAAGUCACUGCUGUGGCCAUCCCGGCCAACUCUGGAGCGCCCAGAUACCGUGCCAUCAACGUUGACGCAAUCACGGUUGAUACGAGUCUCAGCAACCAAUGCGGAAGCGGUGUUCUGGUGGCCGACGACGGCACUGUCCAGGCCCUCUGGCUCACGUACCUUGGUGAGCGUUCGGCCUGCAGCAACCGGGAUGAGGAGUACCACCUCGGCCUGGCGACGCCCACUCUGUUGCCUGUCGUCUCCCAGAUCCAGCAGGGCAUUGUCCCCAAGUUGCGGAUGUUGUCCGUUGAGUUCAGAGCCAUCGCUAUGGCCCAGGCUAGGGUCAUGGGCGUCUCGGACGAGUGGAUCCGCAAGGUCACCGAGGCCAACAAGACACAUCACCAGCUGUUCAUGGUCAGCAAGCGCACCUUCGAGCGCGGUGAGCAGUCGGGCGCUCUCCUCGAGGGCGACAUCCUGCUCACUCUCAACGGCAAGGUCAUCACCAAGGUUUCCGAGCUGGACAUCAUGUACUCUCAUGAGUCUCUUGACGCCGUCAUCGUCCGCGACUGCGAAGAGAUCCACAUCAAGGCUCACACUGUCGCCGCCGACGACGUUGAGACUGACCAUGCCAUCUCUUUCUGCGGAGCCAUUCUGCAUCGACCUCACCAUGCCGUCAGGCAGCAGAUUAGCAAGCUGCACAGCGAAGUGUACGUCUCGGCCCGUACCCGUGGUUCGCCGUCAUACCAGUAUGGCUUGGCGCCCACCAACUUCAUCACCCACGUCAACGGCAAGCCGACGCCCGAUCUGGAGACCUUCCUCGCUACUGUUCACGGAAUUCCGGACAACACCUAUUUCCGAUUGAAGGCCGUCACAUUCGACAGCGUCCCGUGGGUCAUCACCAUGAAGAAGAACGAGCACUACUUCCCGACGAUGGAGUGGAUCAAGGAUCCCGCCGAACCAUGUGGCUGGAGGAGAAAGACGUAUGAGGGUGGCAAGGUAUUUGAGGGUGAGGGCCCCGACGGUGUGCCCCCCGUUUCCGAGGACACUGAGAUGGUGGAGGAGCCUGCCAUCUAA
This is a messenger RNA of Colletotrichum higginsianum IMI 349063, 3444 nucleotides long. Its product is annotated as Pro-apoptotic serine protease NMA111. Gene Ontology annotation, biological process: proteolysis. The transcript is spliced from 4 exons. The record is from RefSeq and is a predicted model, not a curated record. NCBI's taxonomy places the organism in Eukaryota, Fungi, Ascomycota, Sordariomycetes, Glomerellales, Glomerellaceae. Bases 1 to 3444 code for a protein of 1147 amino acids. Gene Ontology annotation, molecular function: serine-type endopeptidase activity; protein binding.